UCCAACGGGGACUUGAAUAUCUUGUCCUCGUCUUCUCUUUUGAGAGAACACCAAACAGUAGUCUCGUCUCCUCGCAAGUCUACAACUUCUCUGAACACGGGAGAUCCAACACGGAAUCCUUCUCCUAAACUGCUUUCUCACGCGCGGUUGAUCAGCUACUCAAGGGCAGAAAUGAAUAGAGUCUUGGAGAAGAAGUUACAGCACAAAAGUUCGACACCAAAAAAACUGGACAUAAACUAUCUAAAAACUAUCACAAAUAAUUUCUCUGAAGAUCGAAUACUUGGAAGUGGUGGGUUUGGAAUUGUUUACAAGGGUGUGCAAGAAAAUGGUGAGGUGGUUGCAGUGAAGAGGCUUACUAUGACCACGGUAGGAAAGGAUGAUAAUCUAUUCUUGAAUGAGAUUCAACUUGUUACGGGUAUAUGCCAUCCCAAUAUUGUAAGGCUCGAAGGCUACUGUUACCACACAGAGACUGAAAUAGCUUCACACGAAGGACGCAAUUUUUUCGUCAAUCAGCUGUAUAGGCUUCUCUGUUUCGAGUAUCUUCCUAAUGGAAGCCUCGACAAGUAUCUCAGUGAUGAAUCUUCUGGUCUAGACUGGCACGCACGUUACAAUAUAAUUAAAGGGAUUUGCGCUGGUUUAUAUUGUCUUCAUAAGGGUAGAGAAGGUGCACCCAUUCUUCAUAUGGAUCUAAAACCUACCAACAUAUUGCUAGAUAACAACAUGACACCCAAAAUCUCUGACUUUGGCUUGUCAAGGCUCUUUGAUGGAGGAAAAACUCAUGCACACACCGAGAAUAUAAUAGGAACACGUGUAUACAUGGCACCUGAAUAUAUUGAUGGCUGCACUCUCUCAAAAGAGGCGGAUAUAUUCAGUCUGGGCAUUAUGAUCAUAGAGAUAAUGACAGGACACAAUAACUACCAUGAAGGAACAAGUGACGAGCAAUUUACUGAGGUAUAUGAUAAAUGGAGGACAAGGUUACAGAAAACAUCAAAGACGACUUCAUUGGAAGACGAAUGCCGACAAGUAGAACAAUGCAUUGAAGUAGGGCGAGAAUGCAUGGAUAAAGAGCGAAACAGAAGGCCAAAUAUAAGAAAAAUAAUUGAGACUUUUGAGGGAACUAAAUGUUCAGGUGGAGAGGAUGGGCACGUCUUGGCCGAGACCGAAGACACGCUAGUAAUCGGCAUCGAUCUUGGCACGACCCACUCCAGCGUCGGAGUCUGGCAGAAUGGUCGUGUGGAGAUCGUCCCCAACGACCAAGGAAAGCGCACAACACCGUCCUGGGUCGCCUUCACCGACAGCGAGAGGCUUAUCGGCGAGAGGGCUAACAAUCAGGUCGCAAGGAACGCAUCAAACACUGUCUUCGAUGUGAAGCGACUCAUCGGCCGGAGUUUCUCCGACGCGUCGGUGAAGAGCGAUGCCAAGUAUUGGCCAUUUGGGCUGAUCCAGGGUCAGGACGACAGGCCCUUGAUCAGCGUGAGUUACCUUGGUGAGAAGAAGGAGUUCUCGCCAGAGGAGAUCUCGGCCAUGAUGCUCGUCAAGAUGAAGGAGACAGCUGAGGUCUUCCUUGGGCCUGGAACGACUAUCAAGAAUGCUGUGGUCACCGUCCCAGCUUACUUCAACAACUCCCAGCGCAAGGCCACCAAGGAUGCUGCCACCAUCGCCGGCCUCAAUGUACUGCGCAUCAUCAACGAACCUACCGCGGCAGCCCUCGCCUUCAGCGAAGGCAGAAAGUGGAGCGACGACGAAGAGAGGACUGUGCUCGUCUAUGACUUGGGCGGUGGGACGUUGGAUGUAUCGCUCGUCGUUGUCAAGAAAGGUGUCUUGCACGUCAAGGCUACCGCAGGCGACACUCAUCUCGGAGGCGAGGAUUUCACCAACAGCAUGGUUGACCAUUUCGUCAAGGAAUUUAAGAAGAAAACCCGGAAAGAUAUCAGCGGCGACAUUAGGGCAGUCCGGCGCCUGAAGAACUCAUGUGAGAAGGCCAAGAUAAUGCUCUCCUCCUACGCCCAGGCCGCUGUGGAUGAGGACGCCCUUUUUGAGGGCAUCGACUUCCACUCCACCAUCACCCGCUCCCUGUUCGAGAAGCUCAACAAGGACCUCUUCCGCAGAUGCAUGGGGCCUGUUCACACAUGCUUGGUGGACGCCAAGAUGGACAAGAACAAAGUGAACGAUGUUGUCCUCGUCGGGGGCUCCACACGUAUCAACCGCGUGCACCGGCUCCUCAAGGACUUCUUCAAUGGGAAGGAGCCCUGCAAGAGCUUGAACGCCGACGAGGCCGUCGCAUACGGAGCAACCAUCCUGGCUGCCAUCCUCAUGGGCCACAAGGAGCAUGACAUCAACCUGCAUCUCAUCGACAUCACACCCCUCUCGCAGGGCAUAAACGUCAAGGGGGGACGCAUGAGCGUGGUGAUCCCGAGGAACACCACCAUCCCCACAAUCAAGGAGAAGACCUUCGUCACAACUGAGGAUAACCAGUCCAGCAUUACCUGGGGCGUGUACGAGGGUGAGAGUGCCAUGACAGAGGACAACAGCCUGCGCGGCAAGUUCACGCUUUCCGGCCUCACGUUGGCUCCUAAGGGAGUCACUAAAGUCAAUGUGCGGUUUGAGAUUGAUGAACACGGGAUCCUGAACGUCUCCGCAGAAGACAAGAAGGCUGCUCAGAAGGAGAACAUUACCAUCAUGAAUGACCCUGGGCGUUUUAGCAUGGAGGAGAUUAAGAGAAUGGUGCAGGAGGCCCAGGAGUACAAGGCCGCGGAUGAGGAGCACUUGAAGAAUGUACAAGCACGGAACGAUAUUGACGAUUUGUUGUACACUAUGCGCAAUAGUAUGAAGAAACUCGAGGACUCAGCUGAAAGAUUGCUCCUUCACCCGGAGGCAACUCGAGAAGAACAUGAAACUAUCAAGAAACUACCAGACACAAUCAAGAAACUCCAGGAAUGUCUUGAAAACAAGAAGCUUACCACCAGCGACAUGAUUGACCAUAUGAACCAGAUUGAGGGUGAAUACCGGAGCAUCACCAGCCAAUUUGGGAGUGCCUCGAACCUAAAUGUCCAAUAAAUCUUACAAGAAUAUUAUAUUGUGCCACCAACCCACACACACAAAAUUAUAUCCAUUUUGUUUUAAUACAAGAAUAUUUCCCUUAUAUCUUAGAUUCUACCGCCCAUAUGUUUACUCAUUGAUCAAGCAUAUACCGCCAUCAUCUAGGGUUCACCAAUAUGUAGGCACGACCCUGCUAGUCCUCUCGGAUCAAGGAACGAUCUAGUUAUUCAUAGUACUAGAUGAAUAGGUGAGCUUUGUCUC
Messenger RNA from Lolium perenne, 3300 nucleotides. The record is from RefSeq and is a predicted model, not a curated record. Lineage: Eukaryota; Viridiplantae; Streptophyta; Magnoliopsida; Poales; Poaceae.